Molecule: messenger RNA, 1758 nt
Organism: Lactuca virosa
Lineage: Eukaryota; Viridiplantae; Streptophyta; Magnoliopsida; Asterales; Asteraceae
Source: the annotation of a GenBank genome assembly
CCUCCUCUUUUAGAUUCUUGAAUAUCUUAUAUAAUUAAAAACUUAUUUAUUUAUUUAUUUAUUUUUAAUUUUUUUAUGAUAAAAGGAGAUGGAAAAUUUGAAGGGUUAUGGUUUACUUCGGAAGGGCUUUUCGAUUUCUCUCAAAUUUUACGAAGAGAGAAAGAGAGUGUAGGACUCUGCAUGUAUAUAUAGAGACAGAAUCUGUAUCUAUACACCCCAUUUAUCUAAUUCAGACAGUAAGCCAUUGAUACUACUAAACGGCUAUAAUUUUCAGGGCUAAAGUGAUUCUACAAGUGAUUUCUAUUGUUUUAUGUAAUCCGACGUUUUUUGUUGGGUUUUUCAUCUAUGAAUUUCGUAUGUUCGGUCAUAAACAAAAGGGUUUAAUCAGGGUUUCUGCUAGAUUUAGAGGAAGACAAUUAGCCCUCUGGAUAUCGGGGGCUUCCAAUCUGCAUUACAGUUUCAAAUAAGGUUCGAUUGUUCUUCAAUCGUUAUUUUAGCCCUAAUAAUGCCUGAUGUUUAUUCAACUUACAAGAAGCGAGAUGAUAUCUGCGAUGAUGUUUGUGGUCAGGAGGUUAGCAGAAUGUCAAGAAUCAAAUGCAUGAUGCAGAGUCUUGAUUUGAGAAGUUUUAUAAUAUUAUUUUUAUUAAUCCCAAUUGGGUUUGUGGGUAUUUAUUUUCAUGGACAAAAAGUAACAUACUUUCUUCGGCCACUAUGGCAAUCUCCCCCUAAACCCUUCAUUCAAAUCCCCCAUUACUAUCACCAAAACGUCUCAAUGACAACCCUCUGCAGACUCCAUGGGUGGAAAUUACGAGAAUACCCUCGAAGAGUAUACGAUGCAGUCCUGUUCAACAAUGAAAUCGACAUGCUCAUGAUCAGAUGGAAAGAACUUUACCCGUACAUAACCCAAUUCGUUCUCUUAGAAUCCAAUUCAACUUUCACAUCGAUCCCAAAACCCCAUUUUUUCGCAAUAAAUCAAGAAAAGUUUGACUUUGUAAAACCCCGUUUGACUUAUGCCACAAUCCCGGGUGGAUCAAGAAAAGGGAUUAAUCCGUUUUAUGAAGAGGCGUAUCAGAGAGUUGCGGUUGACCGGCUUUUGAGAAUUGCAGGUAUUGAAGAUGAUGAUUUGUUGAUAAUGUCAGAUGUGGAUGAGAUCCCGAGUGCACACACAAUCGAUUUAUUAAGAUGGUGUGAUGGGUCCCCCGACAUCAUGCAUUUAAAUUUAAGAAACUUUUUAUACUCUUUUGAGUUCAAUAUCGAUCAUAAAAGCUGGAGGGCUUCAGUCCAUAAAUAUAAAAAAGGGAAAACCAGGUAUGCCCACUACAGACAAACGGAUUAUUUAUUUGCAGAGUCUGGAUGGCAUUGCAGUUUUUGUUUUAGAAAAAUAAGUGAUUUUGUGUUCAAGAUGAAAGCUUAUAGCCAUUCAGACAGAAUAAGGUUUCGACAUCAUCUUGAUCCCAAAAGGAUUCAGACAGUGAUUUGUAAUGGGGAUGACUUGUACGAUAUGCUUCCUGAGGAGUACACUUUUAAGGACAUAAUUGGGAAAAUGGGUCCCAUUCCUCAUUCGUAUUCUGCUGUUCAUCUUCCGGAAUAUUUGUUGAAAAAUGGUGAUGAGUUUAAGUAUCUUUUACCUGGGAAUUGUGUUCGUGAAGCUGGGUAGGUUGUAAGGUACAAGUAGGCAAUGCAGGGGAGAAAGUGGGUAUUUUGAUAUGUAACGUACAAGUAGGAAAUGCAUAGAUGAUGUUGAUGCUGCUUUUUUUU